This is a messenger RNA of Exophiala spinifera, 1776 nucleotides long. RefSeq lists its product as uncharacterized. Bases 1 to 1776 code for a protein of 591 amino acids. Lineage: Eukaryota; Fungi; Ascomycota; Eurotiomycetes; Chaetothyriales; Herpotrichiellaceae. The transcript has 2 exons. Gene Ontology annotation, molecular function: protein binding. The record is from RefSeq and is a predicted model, not a curated record. Gene Ontology annotation, biological process: N-glycan processing. Gene Ontology annotation, cellular component: glucosidase II complex.
AUGAUUCUCCGGACGCAGAUAUUGCUUCUGAGCCCGCUGUUCGGUCUCUCGGCAUGGGCAGCAGAAACUCGAGCCUCAGAGUCGUCUCGGCCACGAGGAGUUGGACCGGAGUUUGCAAAGUUCUAUAAGAAGUCCUCCACCGACACCUUCACAUGCAUAUCCAACCCGUCCAUUACCAUACCGUUUUCCCGAGUCAACGAUGACUUUUGUGAUUGCCCAGAUGGUUCAGACGAACCAGGGACGGCCGCCUGUUCUUAUCUCUCUCCUCUGUCACCUCCACAAUACCAUCCUGGCCCUGGGACCGCCGCAGGCUCCUUGAACACCACACUAGCAUUGCCCGGAUUCUACUGCAAGAACAAAGGCCAUGUUCCGUCCUAUAUUCGAUUUGAGAGCGUCAACGAUGGCAAAUGUGAUUACGACCUAUGUUGUGAUGGGUCAGAUGAAUGGGCUCAUGUUGGUGGGCUGAAAUGCGAGGAUAGGUGCAAAGAGAUUGGGAAAGAGCACAAGAAGACGGAGGAAGUCAAGCAGAAAGCACUGAAAGCUGCGUUGAAGAGGAAGAGCUCCUUGAUUGCCGAGGCCGAGAGGUUGAGGAAAGAGGUGGAAGACCGCAUAGGGACCCUCGAAACCCAGCUACAGGCCCAGCAGCUUCGAGUCAAAGAUGCUGGCGAUAUGCUGAAGGAUGUUGAACGCAGAGAAAAGCUGAGGAUCGUCCGCGGGGACGCCACUGGGAAAGGAAGCGGCAAAUUGGGCGUAUUGGUCGGACUGUCCCAGAAUCGAAUCAACGAACUACGAUCUCAGCUUGAAAAGACAAAAGUUCAAAGAGACGCCAUGCUAGGAAGAGUGGCAGAACUUGAGGGUCUCCUUUCUGCCCUGAAGGAUGAGCACAACCCCAAUUUCAACGACGAAGGAGUCAAAAGAGCCGUUCGUGGCUGGGAAGACUAUGCAGCGCGCGAGACUGACGACGGUUGGACCGAAGCGGAAGAUCGAGACCUGGCAGCGGUACUUCAGGAGGAUACCGAAUCAAAUGGCAUCAACUGGGCCGAGUUUGAGAACGAGCCAUCAGAACCGGAGUCUGAUGUUGCAGCGUUGUACAAAUUCAGUUCAUAUUUGCCCGAUGGAAUCAGAAUUUGGCUAGACGACACGCUCACUUCUCUCCGGAAGAUCCUCGUCGAAAACGGUGUCCUCCCCGACAACUCUGAUCCUGCGUCUCAAGCUGCAGAAAGCAAGGCUGUGCAAGAUGCAAAGAAGGCGCUCAGCGAUGCGGAACGUGACGUUCGGAACACGGAAAACGACGUGAAGCGACAUCGAGAAGACCUCGAGAAGGACUAUGGCCCCGACAAUGGCAUCUUCCGUGCUCUCAAAGACACGUGUAUCUCUCGCGAUAGCGGCGAGUACGAAUACGAGCUCUGCUUCCUGGGCCAGACAAAACAAAAGUCGAGAAAGGGUGGCUCUCAGACCGGAAUGGGUAACUUUGUGGGAUUUGACUGGGAUUACGUUGACGAGAGUGUUGGUGCCGACGGGAAGGGGCUCGGGACGGGUGAGAGGCUGGUCAUGAAAUAUGAGAAUGGCCAGCACUGCUGGAACGGUCCAUCGAGAUCGACUCGGGUCAUUCUUGCAUGUGCGGAAAAGGAUGAGAUCUGGAAGGUUAGUGAAAGUGAAAAGUGUGUAUACCGCAUGGAGGUCGGCACUGCUGCGGUAUGUGAGCCGCCAUCCUCGGGCAACAAAAGCAAACCCUCUACAUCUGAGGAGGCGGAAGGGAAAAAGGAUGAGCUGUAG